GGGAGAGGAAGAGAGAGAGAAUGAAGCACCGCUGGUUCUCACUGCUGUUCCUGCUACCUCCGUUCUCCUCCACACAGCGACCGGGGAGCUGCGGAAUAGGCGUGUGUUUCUCUUUCUGUUACUCCACCGAAGAUCACACUGAGUGAAAACGUCGCGAAGAAACCUUCAAGAGCGACUGAGAGUUAUUUAGCCGGCCGAUUCUACCUGAUGGCAUGGAGCACCAUUUCCUGAUGAGACUGUGGUGAGACCGGUGCAGCCCUGUCACGCCCACAGCGCCCCCUUUCGGCCCGGACGGCCCACCACGCCCCGGCGCCUGUGAAAGGGUACCAUGUCAGCCGUAGCAUGUCCCAGCAUUCCUCCGGUGGUGGCGGAGGAGGCCCCUGCCACUGCUCACCUGAUGACUGUGACGGCCCGGGCAGAGACUACUACCAGGGUCACAGCGAUGGCCACUAUUACCCUCCAGGGGGUCCGGCUGAGGCCCUGGCGCUGGAGAGGCACCAUUCCCACUCCCACUCCCAUAGUCACUCUGGAGGGGGAACCUUUCCCCGCUCCCACCCGAGCCAGCACCCACCUCUCCAGUCGUUUGACUCUUGUGAAGAGUGCCUGUCGUCAGGCCACGGAGGGAAGAUGCACCGCAUUCCCCCGAACCUGAUGGACCAGUUUGAGAAGCAGGUGCCCUUUCAUCCUGAUGGCUUCCACACGCUGCAGUACCAGCGCACCGCUAGUGGGGGUGCUGAGCCGCGCAGUGAGAGCCCCUCACGUAUCCGCCACCUGGUCAACUCGGUGCAGCGCCUCUUUGCCAAGUCCCAUUCCCUAGAGGCACCAACCAAACGGGAGUACAACGGCACAAGAGGAGGCGGGGACUACCGUGGCGAGAGAGGAGGAGGCCACAGGAGCGGAGGGGAGGAUGGAGGAGGCCACUAUACAGGUCACCAGCCCCGUUCUACCAGGAGGUCCAAAUCUCGAGAGCGUAGCAAGAGUGGAGACUCGCGGCACGAGUCGGGCAGGCGCCACCGCAGCAGGACAGCAGGCUGGUGGAGCUCUGACGACAACCUGGACAGCGACAGCAGCUUCCUAGUCAGCGGGGGUAGACGGGGGUAUCCCAGCGGACAUGAGAGUCUGGACGCAGCCAUCCAGGAGCUCACCAUGAAGAGGCCCAAGGAGCGUGGUGGUGGUGGUGGUGGUGGGGGGCCAGGACCUGGGGAGUGCAUGGCCUGUACCACAAUGGCUCUGGCCGGUAGUGAAGGAGGGGGACACCACGGGCACCACGGCCACUCCCUGAAAAGGAGCACCUGGUCAGCCAUGACAGUGAGUCAGGCCAGGGAGGUGUACCCUUCCACCAGGGGAGGAGGCUACGAGAAGGCUCUUGUGCCCAUGGAGAGUAAGCUGAAGGAGAGGACCUUUCACUACCUGCAGGUCCCUUCAGAAGACUGGGGUGGUGGAUAUGGCAGUGGUGGUGCAACAGACAGCGGAGGGGAGAUUCCAUGCCGUCGCAUGCGGAGCGGCAGCUACAUCAAGGCCAUGGGCGACGACGACAGUGCCGACUCUGACACCAGCCCAAAAGCCUCACCCAAGUCCACCCUCAUCGCCCAGAGGGAUGCCUUCAGACGAUCAAUCAGCAUGGAUCAAAGGUACUCAUGUAAGCAGUGUACAGACUCCUACCCCAACAGCCGAACUACACCCAAAACCCACACCCGUGCUCGUAGUUACACCCGCUCUCUGACCAGCUCGCAGCUGGGAGACACACUGAACCGCCAGUUCGAGGCGGUGUGUGAGACCAUGUUCGGGGAGGUGGAGUCUCAAGCCGUCGAGGCUCUGGACCUUCCAGGUGUGUUCCGCACUCGCAGCCACAGCUACGUCCGUGCCAUCCAGGCCGGCUGCUCCCAGGAUGACGACUGCCUCUCUGUCUUCUCCAUGUCGGGCCCCCAGGGAAGCAUCAAGGGCGGGGCCGUCUUUCCUUAUCGUAAAGGUGCUCCUCCCCCACUCCCACCUCGCAUGUCCAAGUCUUCACUCUCUGUGCGAGCGCAGAGCAGCACCGAGUCCACCCAGGAUGCCUACUUCCAGAGCAGCGGACAGUUGGCUUCAAGCUCAGGCCCCGGGCGCCCCAAGCAGCACAGCAACUCCGUGGACCUGGGCAGCUCCGACGGCCCCUCGGGUCGCUCCUCCAGAGGAGGCUACUACACCGCCACAGGCCCUGGACGUUCUCGACAGCACAGUAACUCGGCAGAAAGCCUAGAUGGGGUCAGGGGUUCGCGGGAGCUGGUGCCCUAUGGAGGGGGUCCAGGAGUUGGAGUGAGGGCCAAACACAGCAGCUCGGCUGACAGUCUGCUGGAGGGGCCACCGAGGCCAGCCAGGGAGAGGGACAGCAGGGUCGGGGGCAGCCUGGGGAAGUCAGUGUCUCUGCCUCAGAACAGCAUAGUGCUGAGUAAAGCUGCGGGUCAGGACGAGGGACGCGGUGGGAGAAAAUGGAGGCCAUCCAUAGCUGUGCAGGUGGACAGCUCAGAGACUCUGUCAGAUUCAGACGCAGAAGGCAAAGCUCUUACGGAGGUCCACUCUAUAGGAGUCCAGGUGGAAGAUGACAAAAGGCGGGCUCGUUUCAAGCGCUCCAACAGCGUGACGGCGAGCGUGCAGGCCGACCUGGACCCCGAGGGCUUCCCCGGGCUCAGCAUCGCCGUGCCAACGCAGGACAAGAGUCUCCAGUUUGGCUGUUCCUUCCAAAGGCAUUCGUCAGAGCCGGAGUCAGCUAGUCAGUACACAGAGUGCCAUCGCACCGUCCACACACAGGGACAGUGGGCCUACAGAGAGGAUUUCAUACAGAGUGGUUUUACCACUGAGACCUGCGCAGCGGACCCACGGCCCCACCAGCACCCACACUUGCCUCCACGUUCUCACUCCCCUCUGCCAAUCAGCUCUGAGAGAGCCUGGGCAGGGACACCAUCCCUGGAGGGGCCCCGCAGCCUGCCCGACUCGGGCCGAGCCUCGCCCUGCAUGAGAGACGGGGAGUUCUUCUUGCGCCUCCUGCAGACAGAGGUGGAGAGGAUGGAGGGCUGGUGCCAGAACAUGGAGAGGGAGGCGGAGGAGAACGAACUGCCAGAGGAGAUUCUUGAGCUGAUACGAAAUGCAGUUGGCAGUGCCCAGAUGCUCAUGUCUCAGAAAGUCCAGCAGUUCUUCCGCCUCUGCCAACAGAGUGUGGACCCAUCAGCGUACCCCCAGCCAACCUCUCAGGACCUGGCAAGCUUCUGGGACCUGCUCCAGCUCAACAUAGAGGACGUCAGGGUCAAGUUUCAGGACCUCCAGAGGCUCAAGGACUCUGGUUGGAGGCUCCCACCUGAAAAGAAGGAGGAUAAGAAGCUUCCUCCUCCCUUACCAAAGAAGCCAGCAGGCGGGGUGAGUGGCAGCCUCCGGGCCGAUAGCGUCGGGGAUGGGGGAGCCGGAGGUGGAGGAGGUGGGCCAGGGGGCCUGGUUGUGCCUCGGAUUGGUGGACAUACCCUACCCAUCAGGGAGAAGUCCCUGGACCUUGGGGACCGUCAGAGGACAGAAGCGAGGAGGAGGCUGCUGCAGACGAAGCGUACUGCCUCCUUCAGGCAGAACUCGGCCACAGAGAGUGCGGACAGCAUCGAGAUCUACAUCCCCGAAGCCCAGACUCGACUCUGAACACAAGACUGAGGUGUGUCCCACAACACCUCCUCACUCACCCCUGCGAAUCUGAUCUGAAUCUCAGGCUUUCUCUGAGCCUAGUUUUGGAUCCUCUGCGGGUCAUCGCCGUUUAUCCACUUCCCUCCCCUUCAGCAUUUCCAUCACUUCACUUACUGCAAAUUCACUUCUCUUGCUCAUUAAACAAGCAAUGACAGCCAUUUUAGUGUCUUGAAAUUUGGACGUUUUACUGACACAGAGGCCUAGACCUGAAAUGGUAGCUAGCAGAUAUGACUUUUUUAAGAAUUCUCUGAAUUUCUUUUUGGCUGACAAACAAGAAACAGUCCACUUUUAUAACAGUUGUCAGCUGAGGUUCACGCAGUAGUAGCAUGCUUGUGCGUGUUCACCUAGCACUUCUCCAUCACUGAAAAUAAAGGGCUUAACAGGCACAAAACCUCUUUGGAGAUGAGGAGAUGACAGAAUCUCCCUAUGGAUUCCCCUGUUGCCAUCUCCUGAAUGCCAUUUGCAACAGAAUCAACUACGAUAUAUCCGCACUCUUAACUGAUGCUACUAGUAUGGAUGAAUAAACAUGGAUUCAUUUCUCACCAUCAGUUUAAAUGCCCUUAAAGUCAGAUGCUUGGCAAUCCCCAAAGAACAUCCUCGAGGCAUAGUCAGUCAACUACAGCUGGCACUUUUCACCCAGGUGCCAUCUGUCCACCCAGGCACCAAGUCAAAGAAUAUUCCCCACUUCCCUGCAUAUCCAUCGACUACCCUCAGCAUUCAGCAGUGAGGCUGUUUGAAUGUGCAAGUGCUAUUUGUACAUAGAGUGCACACUCGUGUUUGCCAAAAGGAGGUUUUUUUUUUGCGGUGUAGCAUCACAGCCUUGACAGCUAGAGAGCAUCACAAACAAAAAAACACAGAGCCGUUUUGCUUUUUAUGUAGUCUCUCUGAAGUUUCAAGUGUUCAGGGGUGGGGUUGCUGGGAAUUUUUAGGGGAAUAUAUUUUGGUGGCUUUUCAAGACUUUACUGACAAGGCCCCCAUUUCACUGUGAGACUAUAGCACCACCAAGUGGUCAAAUGAGGACCCAAACCAACAACAGUGGUCUGUAGAGAGUUCUUUCCAACUCAGUCAGGAAUUAACAGAUGCCCUGAUGAAACAGCCAUGAAAGGAGAUAAGUUUCUUUAUUACCUUAUUAGUUCUUUCUCUUGUCUUCUCUUGAAUACUGAGAGUGGACUUUGCCCUGGUGCGUUUGCAUAAUUGCAAAGAUAAAGCAGUGGAUCAAUAAAGUGAAAGGGAGGAGAGCUGCCAAAGUCUUCAGCAGAAUCCACUCGCCUAACUUGAAGUACAAUCCCCUCAAUUUCACACACCGCUGAUGAAAGGAGAAAAGUAGUUUCUCCGAAGGCAAAGAAAACAAAAGGAGUCGUGUUUAAUGUAGCUCCCUCCAAAGCCCGUCCAAAGAGUCAUCAAGAGAGGAAACCAUCUGUUGUGAAAUGAUGGAAAAGAAGCAACUUCAUAGUGUAACUGGUAAUAUGAUGAGAUUAAAGGAGCAGUGUGUCAGAUUUAGGGGGAUUUAGUGGCAUCUAGUGGUGAGGACUGCACAUUGCAACCAGCUGAAACUUCUUCUGGUUAGAAUUCCCUCAGUGUUUAUCUUUUAGGAGGUUAGGAGGUCCCAUCCUGUCCAGAACAGACAGACAAGGUGAUUGAAACCAAUAAAAACACUGUGUAAAGCAGUUUCACAUUACAAAUCAGUGUUUCUCUGAUGCUGUUUGGUGCGUCGCUGACGGGCCGCUAGCCAAGCACCGUCUAACGUAACAUCCAGACGUUUAGGAUGUUUAGGUUCAGAGAGGUUCCCUCUCUCUAGAACAAACAGACCACGUGAUUAAAAACGCUAAAAACGGUGGAUAAGGUAGUUUCACGUUAAGAAAAAUCUGUUUUUCUGUCGCUGCUUGUCACUGAAGGAUUGCUUAUCUAGAGGCAGUGUUUAGUCUGUCUGUUCUGGGCUACUGAAACAUGGCGGUGCAACAUGGCGCUCCUGAUGUAAAUAUAAACGGCUCAUUCUAACUUAAUGUAAACACAAUAGUUCUUAUUUUCAGGUGAUUAUAUUCUAAAGAAAACAUUUUAUAUUCCAUGUCUGCUAAUAUAUCCCUCUACAUCCUGCACACUGUACCUUUAAGUAACACUAGGUAUGAUUGGAAUUAUACUGUAUGUUUGUUGCACUAUGUGUUCCUCUCCCCUCUUAUUUAUUUACUUCUUGAAAUCAUACUAUCUGGUGUUUCCGCGGAACAAAGUGUAGCAUGAUUUACAAAGCUUCGAAGGGGUCUUAUUUAUUUAUGUCUGGACACAUAUUUCUAAUUUAGUUGUUUGGUAUGGAUGGUGCAUAUCGGCUUGUGCGUGUCGUGUGAACGUGAAGGGCUGUGUGUCGUAAGGGACGUGAUGAAGCCCAAUGAAAAGUCCAAAUCAGCCGUUUUAAAGACAUAAAAUAUAAGAAUCUUUAAGCAUGAUCUGUUUUUCCCCCCUUUUCUAACAUUUGGAUGGAAUGUGUUGGCUAAAUGGGAUAUUUUAAUGGGAGAUGUAUAUUUUAUAAUAUAAUCUACAUUUCUAGAUUAGUAGAGACUAUUGAGUACAAUAUAUGUACAAAAACAGCAUAUAUCAAAUGUGAAAUACUACAGUAUUAUUAUGAUAGAUUAUAGCGUUGUGUGAUACUACAGCUGUGUGGCAUAUCCAGACUCAGUACAUGUGAAAAAGAAUUUCAAAUGAUUAUUAUCUUCAGUUUGUGAGUGCUGGGUCAGGUUCACAGGGUAUAACUGGCAAGAGUGUUAUUUGCCAAGUAUGAUCCUCCUUAGGCCUACUGUAUAUCUGUCUGUGGUUCUAACAACAUAUACUGCUGUAUCCCCUCCCUGUAUUCCCCCUUUAGAACCAACUACAUGUGCCUAACCAGCUAUAUGUGGAGGUUUCCUUUGAACACAGUUUACAGUAUAUAUAUAGAAAGAUAUGUAAAUAGAAAAGUAUAAAAAUCUACAGAGACUAUUGUUGAAAAAAUGUUUUUAUUGUACUGACACACCAUCCCUUGUCUCCCUCACUUUCACGUGCAAUACCCACAUGAGACUGGCAGAUUUUGUUGAUGUUAAUACUGCAUGUUUUUUGUCGACCUCCUUUGGAAAAAUUUAGCAGAAUCUCGUUUUUGACUGAUAAAAGCGAAGCAAAUUUUGUAGCUCACAAACCUUUUUUUGUGAUUGAAAACAAUUGACAGGAUUUUACAACGCCGUUAUUUCAAUGAGUCAUGCCUUUGUACAAAGAUGAUACCCUUGGAGGACAAUGAAACUGGCAACCUUGAAACAGCAGUCAAUGUUUUUGAUUUGAAUCUCAACAGAUCAAUUUAACAGCCUCCAUGUAAAACAAGCUGCCCUGGAAAUGGAGAAGAAAAGGGCUGAGAAUCAGACUUCAUGUUUAAUUCAUUUGCAGCAGUGUGGGUUGCGGAGCAGCCCUUUUAUCCCCUCAUCCUUCUCCUCUGUUACCCUCAAACUUGACAACAUCUCAGUGGUGUUUGACACAGCCCUCAUCAAACAAAGCACAAAUACCUGCUUUUAUACUGUUACUCCACUGUGAAGGCCUCUUGACUCCACCCUCACAAUCCUCAAACCUACACGCAGAGGGAUGGCGAGGUCUUUCCAUUACGAGACGUCCUUGAGGGACACCAGGAAUCAAAGAGGCUUUGUUGGAUCGUUAUCCACCGUAGCAACUACUACUUCUUCAACUCUCGCUGACUUUCUCCUCUAUACUUUUGAUCACAGGUGUUAGCCAGCCACCUUGCCUUGAAACAGGUCCAUUGCAAACACAUUUUUGGUGGUUUGAUUUCCAUACUUUUUGUUCAGUAUUUUACCCACCCAUCUGUGCGAUAUCUUCACAGUAUAAAUACAGGAGCCUCAGCUAGAAAUAGCACCUGGGUGUAUAGUUGUACAAACAUGAUCUGAGCACUCACCAACACACCAGACAGACUACUAUACGAACCCUUUCACCUCUUUCUAGAAGUGCAAAAACCCCUUGUGGACAGCCAGACGGACAAGUCAACUCCGAGUACCUCAGUUUCUAGCAGCAGUGUCUCCAACCCCGACCCAGGCCUCUGUCCUCAGGGGAUUCUCUAACACCACACAACCGACGGACCCUGAUAAUACAGGACCAGAUCAGUCCCGCAGGAAUGUUGUCCAUAUUCUCUGAAUGAAAGGGGAGAUCAUUUGAGCCCAGAUUCUCUUGUAGCCAUUUUUUUCCGAAACUGGAGAGGGGCUGAAUCACAGGCAGUGAAAGAAGUGGUUGAGGCAAGAGCUCAAUUGUAGCCAGUGUGUGUGGGCUGUAUACUGUGCAUCUGCAACAAAGGGGAGCAGGAGGGAUGCUGUAGCAGCAGAUUUGAGUUUUAGUUAUGCAGACAUUUCUGAGAGGCAGAGCUGCUCUGGAGGAAAAAGCAAAGUUACUGGUUGAGUUAAAUCUCAGUGGGAGAAGCCAAGGACCUAUUUUGUCUCGCUAAGUAACACGAGCUGUGAGCUUUGGCUGCUAUUUCUUGUUCGAUCACUCCCUACAAUAUUUAAAACUGAUCCGCUGUCAAAAAAUUGAGAAAAUUUCCAUGUCUUGUUUUGUAGAGGCAUUUGUGUAGAGCACUGGUCCCAAAUUGUGGGUGAAGUACCAUUUCCUGCUGUAGAGUGAGUGUCUAACAGAUGGCUACCUGACAGGGACCCCAAACUAGCUUGACGACAUGGCCAAACUCAUGUAUAUCACUAAAUAUAUUCAACCGAGUGGACCUUGAACUAAUGACUGAGCAGAGAUCUGGACUCCGUGGCUGGACCAGUUGGGAACCACUGGUUUAGAGAACAAUCCCAGUCGCCCUAUGUUUUAGCAGUUGAAAGCUUUUAACUAGCAACAAUAGGAAAUUUGGGGAUAGCAUUUGCAGUAACUUAAUGAGACCAUUUCAGACUUGACAACAUAAAUAUUUUGUAUUUCCUGUUGGAAUGUCUUCCAGCGUAUGUGAAUGACAUUAGCUGACAGGAAGUAAACGUAGGCCCAAGCUGUCGCCUAGCAAUGAAAUUCAAGUGAAACGAUCAAAACAACGAGGCUGAUAUCAUUAUUGAUAAGGUAGUCUCUAUAUACAGACUCUACAUUCAGUGAAUGUAGAGUCUGUAGGCAAACCCCGGAGAUCUUGCCUCCGGAAGAAGAGCGGAAGAGCCCUGGUUUCUGGUUGUAGGCUGUUUGUAGUCCGCGUGAUAUUGACCAAUCACGUUUGAGCCGGCUGCAGUUGUUGCCAGGUUAAAUGGUCCGUGCGGUGAACUAACGAGGCGGAACAUAAUUGGCAUCACUGCAAACUCUGAAUCCAUCGCAGUGGUUCAGCAUAUUUACUUAUAUAUAAACGGAAGUCGGAAACGGAAAUUCGGCUCCUCCGCCCAAAUCAAACCGGAAUGCCAAAAAAUCAUGGGUCUGCCCCCAGAGGCUGUAUCGCUGUCUGCUGGAAGUCAGACACCGAAUACAGCCGAUGGGUUCCAAGAAUGUUGAUAAGGUAACGCUGUGUGCGCCAAUGCAUAGUUUCAUGUUAACUUUCCGUCUGGUGGCGGACCCCGCCACUUACACUGAAAACUGCUACUUUGAAAGGGCAUUAGAGAAUGUAAAUGGAUUAGUAGGUAUUGCUGAUAAAAUGGCAGCCAUGAACUGUAUCAAAAAUAAGGUCUGAUUUCAGAAAAAAAUUGAAAGGAUUAUAUCUUUAAAACGUAUCUAUACUUUAACCAAAUUUCCUUAAAACAUUUCCGUGGCUCUCCUCUUAGAAGUUUUGCGUCCCUCUGCCUCCAGAGCAGCUCACACCCCAGAUGAUAUUUAACUGAAACUCCAAUGUGCCUUUAGCACUGAGGUGUAAUUGUGUUUGUGUGUAUGUGUGUGUGUGUGUGUGUGUGUGUGUGAGCGCGUGUAUUCAAACUGUAAUGUUGCUUUACAGUAUACACACAGGUAACCAUGUGGGUCAGAGACAACUGAGCAAUUACUGUGUAAUUAACAAAAAAUAAUACCCUGCCACCCUCACGUUUACAAAGAAAUGUAAAUACCUGUUGCCAAUGGACAUUGCUAUUCUCACUGUUACAUAUAUUGUUAUUACAAUAUGAUUAUUAUUAGUAUGAUUAUUGUCAUUGAAAGGAUUAAUUAUUGCCAUCACUCGCAUUAUUAUAAAUGGUGUUGUUGAUUAUAGCUAUGGGUAAACAUUGUUCUGUAUUCAAGGGCGAGUCUUGUGUACAAUAACAGAAAAAAUAGUUGAAUCUAUGAUGAGAAGUCUUAAAUCGCUGCUACUAAGGAGACGGAGUACAAGUAAAGCAAACUGACAUUAACUCUGGGAAGACAUUUUUCUCUGGGAUCAAUGAUGGACACUCCAACAAGGAGUGAGAGAUCACAAGAGAACAGUCAGCGUUGAACAGAUGGACUGAACGGAAGAUCCAAACAUGAGACCUUUCUCCAUGUGCAUUUAUUCCACUCUGAACUCUUGGUUCUGCCAGAGGAGUAAAACAACAUGGACUUCAAACUGAUACAGACUCUCCACUCUCUCUGUAUUCUACUCUAUAAUGUAGCAAAAACUAAAUAGCCCCUCGUUGUCUACUCUCUCCACCUCUCCUCCUCUUUCAUGUAUUUCUCACUGAACACCAUGAUUUUUAAUCAAACGGGUUUGAUACAGCGAGCUUUUCUGUCUUCAAGCUCAGCUUUAUCUUGAGUUCUCUUAUUUUAUACACGUUUGAUUCAGUGCCAAGACAGCAUAUUGUACAUACAAACAUUAAAUGCUUUUGUUUUUUCUCCUAUACAAACAUUUGACUGGAGCAUAUAGCAAUAGCGAUGCCAUAAGACAUGAACUUUGUUUCAUAAAGCCACCAGUGGAUACACAAGAUACAUGAGAACACCACGGAGACGAGAGGGAGAUGCAGUCUGAUGAUGUGCUGGACGGCAGUGGAGGGUGUCGCACAGUGAAGUGUAAAUCAUGAUUCUGUUUGUGGUGUUGUGGUUCUCAUUUUGUACAUACAAAUUUAUUUCUUGAUCUUGUAUGUUUUAUGGAUCUAGAUGUGUCAAAGGAGCACGUCUGAUAGCGCUGAAGCCCAGAGAGAUGGCACACUGUGACGUGGUUUACCCCAACACAGAAUGUAACACUGUCAACGUUGUCAAAACAUUUUCUAAUGGCUAAUAUUAUUACUAUUAAUAUGAUUAUUAUAAAGCUAUUUUAGCGAG
Messenger RNA from Epinephelus moara (kelp grouper), 10866 nucleotides. RefSeq names its product discs, large (Drosophila) homolog-associated protein 3 (gene dlgap3). Gene Ontology annotation, molecular function: molecular adaptor activity. NCBI's taxonomy places the organism in Eukaryota, Metazoa, Chordata, Actinopteri, Perciformes, Serranidae. Gene Ontology annotation, biological process: signaling. The coding region runs from base 343 to 3654 and encodes 1103 amino acids. The transcript has 13 exons. The record is from RefSeq and is a predicted model, not a curated record. Gene Ontology annotation, cellular component: glutamatergic synapse; postsynaptic specialization.